UUGGUAAAUUGAAACUGUGUAGGAGAGGGCAGGAUGUGAGGGAGGGAGUGGGAGCGGGAAAUGGCGAUUCCUAUGAUAAGGGCUUUGAUUUCUCAGUCUCAGUCUCUUUCUCACCCGCUCAUUCAGUCUCUACCUCGUACCUUAUCAAGCAUAGAUGAAUCGUCUUCAAGGAGGAAAAGGUUGCUUUGCUGUGCUCCCUCGGAACUCAAUCCUGCUCGGUCAGACGUGUCUUUUUCUGUUGGAACUCACCUUAUUCCACACCCCAAGAAGGUUGACAAAGGUGGGGAGGAUGCUUUCUUUGUGAGCGACUACAAUGGGGGAGUUAUUGCUGUUGCUGAUGGUGUCUCUGGUUGGGCCGAACAGAAUGUGGAUCCUUCAUUAUUCCCUCAGGAAUUGAUGGCUAAUGCUUCAAAUUUAUUGGGGGAUGAGGAGGUUAACAACGAUCCUCAGAUUCUCUUAAGGAAAGCACAUGCUACUACCUUCUCCAUAGGUUCGGCUACCGUGAUUGUUGCCAUGCUGGAGAGGGAUGGGAUUCUAAAGAUUGCCAAUAUUGGGGAUUGUGGCCUAAGAGUUAUUCGUGAUGGUCAAAUAAUCUUUUCCACACCUCCACAAGAACACUAUUUUGACUGUCCCUAUCAGCUGAGCUCAGAGGUUGCUGGCCAAACAUACCUUGAUGCAAUGGUUAGCAAGGUGGAGUUAAUGGAGGGAGACGCCAUCAUAAUGGGUUCGGACGGGUUGUUUGAUAAUGUUUUUGACCAUGAAAUUGCUUUGACAAUAGCCAGACACAGAAAUGUAGCUGAGGCUGCAAAGGCAUUAGCUAACCUGGCAAGAGAUCACUCUAUGGAUUCCAACUUCGAUUCCCCCUAUUCAUUGGAGGCCAGAUCCAAGGGUUAUGACGUUCCUCUUUGGAAGAAAUUUUUUGGCAUGAAGCUUACGGGUGGAAAGCUUGAUGAUAUCACUGUGAUUGUAGGCCAGGUUGUAAGCUCAUGAGAAGUUUAUGGUCUCUUCGAAAAAAGGUCAAAACAAUUCAAUGUGGCCUAAAUACAGCCACCUCUUGAAGGUAGCACUCAGAAGUAUUUUUGAUUUGUUCUUGAUGACUUCCAUAGAUAUGAAGGAUCCUAUAUAAAACUACUGCACCAUGUUUCUUUUCACAAUUAGCUUUAAGAUGUUGGAAGAUUCAUGGAAUUAUGGAAA
This is a messenger RNA of Corylus avellana, 1194 nucleotides long. It is a transcript of the gene PBCP, whose product is annotated as Protein phosphatase 2C family protein. Gene Ontology annotation, molecular function: protein serine/threonine phosphatase activity. Gene Ontology annotation, biological process: protein dephosphorylation. NCBI's taxonomy places the organism in Eukaryota, Viridiplantae, Streptophyta, Magnoliopsida, Fagales, Betulaceae. Gene Ontology annotation, cellular component: chloroplast. The record is from RefSeq and is a predicted model, not a curated record.